AGGGAGUGUAUAAGUGUCCACGUUGGUCAAGCCGGUGUCCAGAUGGGCAACGCCUGCUGGGAGUUGUAUUGCCUUGAGCAUGGUAUCCAACCGGAUGGUCAGAUGCCUUCUGAUAAGACCAUUGGAGGGGGAGACGACUCCUUCAAUACUUUCUUUGCUGAAACAGGUUCGGGAAAACAUGUCCCCCGGGCCAUCUUUGCUGACCUCGAGCCAAACGUAGUGGACGAGGUCCGUACUGGAACGUUUCGACACCUGUUCCAUCCCCAGCAGUUAAUAACAGGGAAAGAGGACGCGGCUAACAACUAUGCUCGCGGUCACUACACCGUAGGUAAAGAAUAUGUGGACCAGGUCUUGGACCGGAUCCGGAAACUCACAGACCAAUGUGAAGGUCUUCAAGGGUUUCUUCUGUUUCACAGCUUCGGCGGUGGGACAGGGUCGGGAUUUGGUUCACUCUUGAUGGAACGUCUCAGUGUAGACUAUGGGAAGAAAUCCAAGCUUGAGUUUGCAGUGUACCCUGCUCCCCGAAUAUCGACGGCAGUGGUAGAACCUUACAACUCCAUUCUUACUACCCACACAACACUUGAACAUACUGACUGUGCUUUCAUGGUCGACAACGAGGCUAUCUAUGACAUUUGUAAACGUAAUCUGGACAUAGAGCGCCCAACCUACACCAAUCUGAACCGCCUGAUAGGGCAGAUUGUCAGCUCCAUCACCGCCUCCCUUCGUUUUGACGGUGCUUUGAACGUUGACCUGACAGAGUUUCAGACUAACCUGGUACCUUAUCCUCGCAUCCACUUCCCGCUGGCAACCUACGCGCCAGUCAUUUCCGCCGAGAAAGCCUACCACGAGCAACUCACAGUCGCGGAAAUCACCAAUGCCUGUUUUGAGCCAGCUAACCAGCUAGUUAAGUGCGACCCCCGCCAGGGUCGCUACAUGGCAUGCUGUGUCCUCUACAGAGGUGACGUCGUGCCAAAGGAUGUCAAUGUCGCCAUCGCCUCCAUAAAGACGAGAAGAUCAAUCCAGUUCGUCGACUGGUGCCCAACCGGCUUCAAAGUCGGCAUCAACUACCAACCCCCAACAGUGGUGCCUGGAGGAGAUCUGGCAAAAGUCGAACGUGCCGUUUGCAUGUUGAGUAACACAACAGCCAUUGCUGACGCCUGGGCCCGUCUUGACCAUAAAUUCGAUCUGAUGUAUGCCAAGCGUGCCUUCGUCCACUGGUACGUGGGGGAGGGUAUGGAGGAGGGAGAAUUCCAUGAAGCUCGCGAGGACCUGGCGGCUUUAGAAAAGGAUUAUGAGGAAGUAGGGGCGGACUCGUACGACGAAAAUACGAUUGAUGAGGAGGAUGAAUAUUGA
Ylistrum balloti is the source of this 1353-nucleotide messenger RNA. Its product is annotated as tubulin alpha-1 chain-like. Bases 43 to 1353 code for a protein of 436 amino acids. Gene Ontology annotation, biological process: mitotic cell cycle; microtubule cytoskeleton organization. Gene Ontology annotation, cellular component: microtubule; cytoplasm. Gene Ontology annotation, molecular function: structural constituent of cytoskeleton; GTP binding. The record is from RefSeq and is a predicted model, not a curated record. Lineage: Eukaryota; Metazoa; Mollusca; Bivalvia; Pectinida; Pectinidae. The transcript is spliced from 2 exons.